CCCAAACGAGCAUUGUUCGCACUACCGGCUUCAAAAAUAAAAUAUCACAUCAUGAAUGGAAAGAUCUUUGUCUGGUUAUGGCGUCUACCAGAAGGAAUCAAUUAGAAGAUUCUCGCACAAGAGGCCAAUCAGUUCAUAGCAUAAAAGAAGUAAUGGGUGGUGGUCAUAUAUGAGCCUAGUUUUGGAAGUGCCAAAACUUUUUGUCAUCUCAGUUCCAUCCAUUCUGUAUAACAAUUUAUUAUGGUUUCCAACAAUCCUUAAAACUACGCAAUUCAUAGUUUCACAGAAUGGCUGUGAAGAUGGGCUGUUUGCAGCCUGAAAGAGGGAGCCCUGCGUUAGCAUUUCUGCAAGCUGGUGGAGCUUACAGAACAACAGUUAAUAAGAAAAAUUCACUAAGGCCUUUUUUGGGCAGUAGAGUUGUAGGCUUGGCAGAGAAGGGACACGGGAAGGAAAAUGAGAGGAGGAAGCUCUUGCAAUGGCAAGUCAAGUCAAUGGCUGCAGAUGACAACGGGCCGAUGGCUCAGAAGGAAGGAGAUGAAUUGGGUUCUUCCAGUUUCUGUAUCAUAGAAGGACCUGAAACAAUACAAUCCUUUGCAACAAUGCAACUGCAAGAGAUUCGAGACAAUGUUAGGAGUCGUCGCAACAAAAUCUUUCUUCUUAUGGAAGAGGUUCGAAGACUUAGAGUACAACAAAGAAUCAAAAUUGCUGACAUGAGCAGUGCAGGUGAUGAGAUUGAAAAUGAGAUGCCUGACAUUCCAUCUUCCAUUCCUUUCCUCCCUCACAUGACACCAGCGACACUAAGGAAGUUUUAUGCUACCUGCUUUUCAUUUAUUGCUGGGAUCAUUAUGUUUGGUGGCCUUCUUGCACCUUCUCUAGAACUUAAAUUAGGGUUGGGUGGAACAUCAUAUGAAGAUUUUAUUCGCAACAUGCAUUUGCCAAUGCAGCUGAGUCAGGUUGAUCCCAUAGUAGCAUCCUUUUCUGGGGGAGCAAUAGGUGUUAUAUCAGCUCUUAUGGUGGUUGAAGUCAAUAAUGUUGAGAAACAAAUGCAUAAGAGAUGCAGAUACUGCCAUGGAACUGGGUAUCUAGUUUGUGGUCGUUGUUCCAGUACAGGCGCAAUUGUGGUUGCAGAACCAGUUGCAAGAGUCAGUGAUUCCAAUUCUCCUUUGCAGUUACCUACAACUGGAAAAUGCCCAAAUUGUUUGGGUGUGGGGAAGGUUAUGUGUCCGACAUGCCUCUGCACUGGAAUGGUAAUGGCAAGUGAACAUGAUCCACGGAUAGACCCAUUUGAUUGAAAUGCAAAUUUUUUUCUCAUAGAAAAAAUGCAUAUUGAUGUAUCACAAUUAUAUGAGUCUGUAGUUAUCAAAGAGAUCGUGACUUUCGAAAUUGUCUAAAUUUUUUUCAAAACUGCACUUGUUACUUUUAAUCUUCCAAGUUAUGCCAUAAGAUAGAAAAAUCCAAAAUGGUUUUAGACAUGGUUGA
Cryptomeria japonica (Japanese cedar) is the source of this 1479-nucleotide messenger RNA. RefSeq names its product protein ORANGE, chloroplastic. The record is from RefSeq and is a predicted model, not a curated record. Lineage: Eukaryota; Viridiplantae; Streptophyta; Pinopsida; Cupressales; Cupressaceae. The transcript is spliced from 8 exons. Bases 288 to 1292 code for a protein of 334 amino acids.